GUGUAUAAGUUUUUUAAUAAAACUUUUUUUAAACUGUUAUUUAUUUGUUUUAUAGAGAAUGAAUCUCAUGAUGAGUUACAAAAGCUCAAAAUAUAUUAUUUAAUGAAAUUGCGUUGUUGGUCAUUAAAAGUUUCCCGAGGAAAUUGUGGUUAGCAUAAUUUAAAUGAUAUUCACUGCAAAAUUCCAUCAUUAUCUGGAAAUACAUCAACCAAAAUGGCAAUGCUUUUCUUAAGCGUGACUGCGACGAUAUUAAGCACAACGGCUGGCAAGUUAUGUUCAGGAUUGUACGUAAUUUUUGAAAAAAAACGACAACGCGAACACGAAUUGCUACAAGAAGAUAAUUACACGGAAUUUACGGAAUUAAUCACAUGUGCAGAACCAUAUGAGGAAUUUUUGGAUGUCGAUCUUAGACCAAAAAAUAUUUAUUGGUUUUAUAAAUGCGCGUUAACAACUAUCGCUAUUGUAUUAACAUCAUUAUUGAUUAUUCUAGUGUGUUUUAUUUUCACUCCUUCCAUAUCUCCCUGCGUGAACUACAUGAGUUAUGGAAAAAGUACUGUAAUCCUACGAUUUAUUUAUGACUGCCUAGCUGGAGUACUUCUUCAAAUGUGGUUUUCAGUCCAGGCGUCAUUUUUGCUGUCAAUUAGACAAGUCUGGAAAAUGAACAUUAUGCAGAAUCAUUUACUUGCAUCCAUGGUUGAUGUCGGCUAUCGUUGUUAUUUACUCGUGCGUGGCAAAUAUCCGUGCAGAAAUGGACAUUGCUACGUUUUAUCAGCGGUUUGGUUGAUCAAUUCCUGCGUUAGUGCAACAAUAAUUACAAUCAAAUGUCAAAAUGGAUGGAGAAAUAGAAUUAAAUUGUUCUUUGUAAUUUCCUCUCAACAUUUGUUUUCGUUUGCACUUAUAUGUAUUAUUAAUGAAAUUGUGAUACCGUUCUUUGCUGGACUUCCUGGUCGUCAACAAAUCUUUUUUACUGUCGCAGUAAUGACUCCAUGUUUUAUUGCAAGACUAAUAAGUCGGGCUGCAAGUCAAAGCAAGAAUGUACCAUUUUACCCUUCAAAGCUUUAUUUAUUGUCGGCUUCCAUCGACAUUUUGGUAAAAUUGGAAUACCGCUUUUUGCAAGCAUACAUUCGUCGACCUGAAACGUAUAUAUUAAUGAGCCUUAUUCAGAGUUUUUUAGCUUUUUUCGAACGUAUCAGCAUCUUAUUGACUAAUUACAUAUUAAUGUUGUUUAUAAAAAAGUAUUUUAAGGGGCAACAAGUCAAUCUUUCCUCUCCUGUAUCAAGAAGAAUUAUGGCAGACCUUAUUAUCAUUGGCUUUGUAAGUGAAAUCGUAACAGCGAUAUUGCCCCCAACAUUUAUUUACUUUAUUUUCAGAGUGCGCCAAAUCCGGAUACAAGUUGGAGCAAAUGACGUGAUCUACUCUCAUGAAGAUCAUUUUAUAGAUUACUGCACACGCGCUGGGUCAACACUCGCUAUAACGUUUGUAUUUUUGCUGGCCUCGAUAUACAUUGUUAGCAGAUACGUGAAUUUACCGGUUGUAAUAUUGUGGAAGAAAACAUGGAAAGAAAAAUCUCUUUUUACGUUUUGCACAAUAGCGGGAGGUGUUCUUUACGGGGCUCAAAAUUUAAUAACUAAACCAUUUUAUGAAAUGAAAAAUCUGGAGUAUAAUUCUACGCAACCCAUCUUCAUCUGUAAUAGUUCUUAUCACAUAUUUUGGUAACACUUCAAAAAACCGUUUGUUCUGGAAACAAAAAUGUUUCAUAAAUCAGACAAAGGACAUGGUGAAUCUGCUUAACAGGAAUGUACGUGCAACUCUUAGAAAUAUACUCUGUUUGUACAGUUUGUACCUAGAAUAUAUAUUUUUACUUAUUGUCUUUAA
Messenger RNA from Hydractinia symbiolongicarpus, 1875 nucleotides. RefSeq lists its product as uncharacterized. The record is from RefSeq and is a predicted model, not a curated record. The transcript has a single exon. The coding region runs from base 214 to 1716 and encodes 500 amino acids. NCBI's taxonomy places the organism in Eukaryota, Metazoa, Cnidaria, Hydrozoa, Anthoathecata, Hydractiniidae.